UGGAAGCCCAAUUCUGUAGCUGGACCAAAAUGCUUCAGUGCAUCUUUCUCCUCUCAGACACAGGGGAGGUAAUGCUUGAGAAACAGUGGACUGGACAUCAAGUGGACAGAUCCAUAUGCGCUUGGUUUUGGGAACACGCAUUGUCCUAUGGAGAACCUUAUAAGGUGCCUUCGGUGGUUGCCUCCCCAACACAUUAUCUUUUUCAAGUUGUUCGUGAAGGCAUCACAUUUUUAGCCUGUGCACAGGUUGAGAUGCCUCCAUUGAUGGCAUUAGAGUUUCUUAGCAAAGUGGCAGAUGUCCUUUCAGAUUACCUUGGAGGUUUGAAUGAAGACCUAAUCAAGGAUAACUUCGUCAUUGUAUAUGAGCUUUUAGAUGAAAUGAUGGACAAUGGUUUCCCUUUAACCACAGAACCCAACAUUCUGAAGGAAAUGAUAGCCCCACCAAAUCUUGUCAGCAAAGUGUUGAGUGUUGUGACUGGUAGCAGUUCAAAUGUGAGCAACACCCUUCCAGGUGCGACAGCAUCUUGUGUGCCAUGGAGAACAAGUGACUUGAAGCAUGCAAACAAUGAAGUUUAUGUCGAUCUUGUUGAGGAAAUGGAUGCAGUUGUGAGCAGCGAUGGCGCUUUGGUGAAAUGCGAAAUAUAUGGUGAAGUUCAAGUGAAUUGCCAUCUCUCCGGGCUUCCAGAUUUGGCUCUCUCAUUUGCAAACCCUUCAAUUCUGAAUGAUGUGCGGUUCCAUCCUUGUGUACGUUUUCGGCCAUGGGAGUCCCAUCAGAUUUUGUCCUUUGUACCACCUGAUGGGCAGUUUAAGCUCAUGAGUUAUAGGGUUAAGAAGUUGAAGAACACACCUAUUUAUGUGAAGCCUCAGUUAAGCUCAAAUGCUGGAACAUGUCGUUUGAAUGUUCUUGUUGGAAUACGCAAUGAUCCUGGGAAGACCAUAGAUUCUAUAACCAUACAGUUUCAAUUGCCUUAUUUUGUUGUAUCACAAGACUUGAGUUCUAAUCAUGGAACAGUACACAUACUCGCUAACAAGGUGUGCUCAUGGUCUAUAGGGAGGAUUCCUAAAGAGAAAGCCCCGUGUCUUUCAGGGACCCUACAGUUGGAGUCUGGAUUGGAUAAGAUGCAUGUUUUCCCCACUUUACUAGUAGGUUUCAAGAUUAUGGGUGUUGCUCUCUCUGGCCUCCAAAUUGAUAAACUCGAACUCUUAAAUGUGCCAUACCGCCCAUACAAAGGGUUCCGAGCAUUGACGCGUGCUGGUGGAUAUGAAGUAAGGACCUAAUGAUGUGAUUGUCCCUUUAUUCCUAAGUGAGUGGAUGCUGUUUUUAACAGUAGUGGAGGAGUUUUGCAGAUGAUAAAGUUGUGUUUGUUAAAUUUCAUUUCUUGAAAUAUUCACCCUUGCAUGUGAGAGUGAAGAUUAUUUUUGUCUGAUCUGGUGGAUAUAACAAGCUUAUAAAGGAUACUAGUGGUGUAAGCUUUACUAGAACACUAGUACAAAGUACCAUGGAAGUCAUGACAAGGAUUGUCUAAGUUUGUGCUUAUGCUGAGUAAAUGCAAAUGUAUAUAGUUUUUUCUAUUA
Messenger RNA from Amborella trichopoda, 1574 nucleotides. Its product is annotated as Clathrin adaptor complexes medium subunit family protein. Gene Ontology annotation, cellular component: clathrin adaptor complex. NCBI's taxonomy places the organism in Eukaryota, Viridiplantae, Streptophyta, Magnoliopsida, Amborellales, Amborellaceae. Gene Ontology annotation, biological process: vesicle-mediated transport; intracellular protein transport. The record is from RefSeq and is a predicted model, not a curated record.